AUGACAAUAGAUAUGGACGACGAAUUCUCUUCCGUACCGGAAACAUUGGGUGAACGACUUGAACAGCUCAAAAAGAAAUAUAACGAAUAUAAAGCUCGCAAGCCUGACGCACCGGAAUGGUUCUCCCGAGAGUAUAACGAAAAACAGCGAGGACCAGAUGGUAUUUUAUGGUCCGCACCUCAUGAUGUACGCUAUCCACAGUAUAAGGUGACACGACAUUGCUUCGAUUACUAUGUUGAUUAUCACCGCUGUAUAACAUUGCUUGGUGAAAAACACGAGCCGUGCAAAAUUUUCCGAAACGUUUAUAUGGAUUUGUGCCCCAUGAAAUGGAUAGAGACAUGGAACAAUCAGGUCAAGGAGGGUAUUUUUCCCGUUAAAUUUGACCGAUAG
Messenger RNA from Acanthocheilonema viteae, 390 nucleotides. Lineage: Eukaryota; Metazoa; Nematoda; Chromadorea; Rhabditida; Onchocercidae. The record is from the annotation of a GenBank genome assembly.